CUGUCAUCACCAAACAUGGAGGUUCGUAUGACGGAAACUUCGCCAGAUUAUGACAUGGUAUCUGCAGAGACGGAUACCGGUAUUGAACACCAUCUCAAGACAAGAAAGGACUUCGAGAAGCAUGUCGGCAAGGACAAUGGCCACUGGCACCUGAAGCACAAGGUCGAGGAGAUCCACGCACGCAACAUUGAGUCAGGAGUCAAACCUCGACAAUUGGGCGUGACAUGGAACAACCUCAGUGUGGAAGUCAUGAGUGCAGACGCAGCCAUCAAUGAAAAUGUGGCUUCGCAGUUCAACAUUCCGAAAUUGUUCAAGGAGGCUCGCCACAAACCUCCGUUGAAAAAGAUCCUCAAUGAGAGUCAUGGCUGCGUCAAGCCAGGAGAGAUGCUCCUGGUCCUCGGAAGACCCGGUUCCGGUUGUACAACUUUGCUCAACAUUAUCGCCAAUCGUCGUCGUGGCUAUGGUUCUGUGUUGGGGGAUGUCUGGUAUGGCUCUAUGCCUGCUAGCGAAGCAACCCAGUAUCGGGGGCAGAUUGUCAUGAAUACGGAAGAAGAACUCUUCUAUCCAACUUUGACUGUUGCUCAGACCAUGGACUUUGCAACCCGCAUGAAGGUCCCCUUCCACCUUCCCGACAACGUACCAUCCGCUGAGCAAUAUCAAACCAUGAACCGUGAUUUUCUUCUGCAAUCGAUGAGUAUUGAACACACUCAUGAGACGAAAGUCGGCAACGAAUAUGUCCGAGGAGUUUCCGGAGGUGAGCGGAAGCGUGUCUCGAUUAUUGAAACUCUCGCCACCCGGGGCUCAGUUUUCUGCUGGGAUAAUAGUACGAGAGGGCUAGACGCAAGCUCUGCAUUAGACUACAUCAAAGCUAUCCGCGCUAUGACUGAUGUGCUCGGCCUAACAUCGAUCGUGACAUUAUAUCAGGCUGGAAAUGGUAUUUAUGACCUAUUCGACAAAGUUCUUGUCUUGGAUGUAGGCAAUCAAAUCUAUUACGGCCCGAUGACAGAAGCCCGUUCAUUCAUGGAGAAUCUUGGUUUCGUCUGUCAAGACGGUUCCAAUGUUGCUGAUUUUCUGACUGGCGUAACUGUCCCAACUGAGCGAAUGAUUCGAUCUGGCUAUGAGCGCACAUUUCCUCGAAACGCAGAAAUGGUGCUGGCGGAAUAUAAAAGAUCACCAAUCUUGGUUCAGAUGACUGCAGAAUACGAUUAUCCAACAACAGCGCUUGCAAAAGAACGAACCGAAGCAUUCAAAGAAUCAGUGGCCCAUGAGAAGCACCCGCGCGUCCCAAAAUCCAGUGCUCUGACUACGGAUUUCUUAACACAAGUCAAAGCGGCGGUCAUCCGCCAGUAUCAAAUAAUCUGGGGUGACAAAGCCACCUUUCUCAUCAAGCAAAUCUCAACUCUGGUACAAGCGUUCGUCUCAGGCUCAGCUCUAUAUAAUGCUCCGGGGAAUAGCGGCGGUUUGUUCUUGAAAUCUAGUGCCCUGUUCUUCGCGAUUCUUUUUAAUACCUUGAUGGCUAUGAGCGAAGUGACCGAUUCAUUCGCCGGCCGUCCAGUUCUCAUCAAGCAUAAAUCCUUUGCAUUUUAUCAUCCUGCGGCUUUCUGCGUCGCACAGAUCGCAGCCGAUAUCCCUAUUAUCUUCUUUCAGGUUAGUAUCUUCUCAGUCAUCUUUUAUUUCUUAGUGGGCUUGACGACUACUGCAAACGCCUUCUUUACCUAUUGGAUCAUAGUUGUCGCAGCCACGAUGUGCAUGACUGCUAUGUUUCGAGCCAUCGGGGCCACUGCUCAAACAUUUGAUUCGGCGUCCAAGAUUUCCGGUCUCAUCAUCACUGCAACAGUCAUGUACACCGGCUUCUUGAUCCAAAAGAUGGCGAUGCACCCGUGGUUUGUCUGGAUCUACUGGAUCGAUCCACUUGCCUAUGCCUUUGAAGCGCUGCUCGCCAAUGAAUUUCAUGACAAGAUUAUUCCGUGCGUUGGAAAUAACCUGAUCCCCAAUGGCCCGAGUUAUUUGAAUUCGCAGGCAUUUCAGUCUUGUGCUGGCGUUGGUGGGGCGAUUCAAGGUGAGACUGUCGUACAUGGAGACAACUACCUCGCGUCAUUGGCCUACAGCCAUGCGCAUGUCUGGCGCAACUUUGGCAUCAUCUGGGCAAUGUGGUUCCUGUUUGUCGCUACUACCGUCGUCGCCACCAGCCGCUGGCGCUCCUCUUCGGAGAAAGGACCAUCCUUGCUCAUUCCUCGCGAAAACUUGAAAACGGUCCGGAUUAAGCAGUCAACCGAUGAAGAAUCACAGACACAAGGGAAAGACGGCUCGACAAGCGACUUUGAUAAUACUACCACGGAUGCUGAGGGAAAUCAGAACUCAGAUAUUGACUAUAGGCUGAUUCGAAACACCUCGGUCUUCACUUGGAAAAAUUUGACCUAUACAGUGAAAACUCAGUCUGGUGAUCGUGUCCUACUGGACAACGUGCAGGGUUGGGUCAAGCCAGGAAUGCUGGGAGCACUGAUGGGAUCAUCGGGUGCCGGCAAAACCACGCUGCUGGAUGUAUUGGCUCAGCGCAAAACCGAUGGCACCGUUCAUGGAUCGAUUAUGGUCGAUGGUCGGCCGCUGCCAGUCACUUUCCAACGAUCUGCUGGUUAUUGCGAACAACUAGACGUGCAUGAACCCUUUGCAACGGUCCGUGAGGCUUUGGAAUUUUCUGCCCUUCUCCGUCAACCACGAGAUGUUCCUCGUGAGGAGAAGCUGAAAUAUGUUGAUGCUAUCGUCGACCUCCUCGAACUCCAUGAUAUAGCAGACACUCUUAUUGGACGAGUUGGUGCAGGCUUAUCAGUUGAGCAGAGGAAGCGUGUGACUAUUGGGGUGGAAUUGGUCGCCAAACCAAGCAUCCUCAUUUUUUUAGAUGAGCCCACUUCUGGUCUUGAUGGACAAUCAGCCUUCAAUACUGUAAGAUUCUUGAGGAAGCUGGCUGAUGUUGGCCAAGCGGUGUUAGUCACUAUUCAUCAACCUUCCGCACAGCUCUUCGCCCAAUUUGAUACACUUCUUCUGCUCGCGAAAGGUGGGAAGACUGUGUAUUUUGGCAACAUCGGCGACAAUGGACAAACACUGAAGGAUUACUUCUCUCGAUACGGAGUACCUUGCCCUCCAGAGGCCAACCCUGCAGAGUAUAUGAUUGAUAUUGUGUCUGGAAGCUUGUCACAAGGCCACGAUUGGAAUAAAAUAUGGCUUGAGUCUCCUGAGCAUAUCAGGGUGACGAAGGAACUUGAUCAAAUCAUUGCAGAUGCUGCCGCUAAACCACCAAGCACAGUGGAUGAUGGUCAUGAAUUUGCGACAUCACUCUGGGAUCAGUGCAAGCUGGUCACUCACAGAAUGAACAUCUCAUUGUACCGGGAUACUGAUUAUCUCAACAAUAAGUUCAUGCUGCAUAUCACCACGUCCUUAUUCAACGGUUUCACUUUCUGGAUGAUUGGGGACACUGCUAGUGACCUACAAAUGCGCCUCUUCACCAUCUUCAACUUCAUAUUCGUGGCCCCUGGUGUCAUUGCCCAACUGCAGCCCUUCUUCAUUGAUCGACGAUCGAUCUAUGAAGCGCGCGAGUCGAAGUCAAAGAUGUACUCGUGGAAGGCAUUUGUCACCGGACUCAUUACAUCUGAGAUGCCAUACCUGUGCAUUUGCGCUGUGCUCUACUUCUUGUGUUGGUACUAUACUGUUGGAUUUCAGCACGACUCGAAUCGGGCAGGUGCCACAUUUUUCGUGAUGUUGAUGUAUGUGUUCCUGUACACCGGCCUGGGUCAGAUGAUCGCCUCAUAUGCUCCUAAUGCUGUUUUUGCUGCCCUUGCCAACCCGCUUAUUCUCGGGACUUUGGUGACUUUCUGUGGUGUGGUCAUACCGUACCCAGAAAUCGAGGUCUUCUGGCGGUUCUGGUUGUACUACUUGAACCCAUUCACCUACAUGAUCGGCAGUCUGCUCACAUUUAACAUGUGGGAUAUCGAUGUCACCUGCUCUGAAUUAGAGCUUGCCAUCUUCAAUCCUCCAAGCGGAACAACCUGCGGACAGUAUCUCGCCGAUUAUAUGCAAGGACUGGGAUCAGGCACAAACUUGCUCAACCCAGAUUCUACGUCAAACUGUAAAGUAUGCGAGUAUCGGACGGGAAGCGACUACCUCAUGAGUAUCGACAUCACGCACUACUAUGACGGCUGGCGAAACGCUGGUAUUGUCGUUAUCUUUAUCAUCUCCUCCUAUUCUCUGGUCUAUGGGAUGAUGAAACUUCGCACAAAGACUUCCAAGAAGGCUGAGUAG
Molecule: messenger RNA, 4293 nt
Organism: Penicillium lagena
Lineage: Eukaryota; Fungi; Ascomycota; Eurotiomycetes; Eurotiales; Aspergillaceae
Exons: 3
Biological process (GO): transmembrane transport
Cellular component (GO): membrane
Molecular function (GO): ATP binding; ABC-type transporter activity; ATP hydrolysis activity
Source: RefSeq, a predicted model, not a curated record